AUGUCUCAUCGAACGGUGUCUCCAAUGUCGACGGAUAGCCAUAGACGGGAGUUUUUCUGGGGUCAAGUCGAUGACGCGCUCAUGUCGGAAGGUGAUCAAUUGUUGCUAACUGCCACCAGAGUUCUUGCUACCGCUUUUCACAACGGAUUUUUAAAGAAUACCCCAGAAGAGUUCGAGAAUAUAACGAUGAAGUGCGCAUGUAUAGCCGACAGAUUACGAGAGGGCGUCGCAAAAACACUGCAGCCGACGGGGUCGCAAAAUGCUUUUAAUCCGGUGAUUCGUCAACUUACGCACGAGCAAAAUGCCUACGAGUUGAUGUGUGUGAUGCUCGAAUACGAGACUCUCGCCAAAAGGGAUGAUUCAGUACUUGGACAGCUUUUGGCGGAAAAUUCCGAUUUUAAGAUGCUUAGUAUUCUUUUGGAAUGGUCGGAACGGUGUGGACAUCGAUUUUUGAGCGGUUUCUCGAAACACGUUUUUGACGCGCAACAUUUCAAGGAUGUUUUUUGUCUCCGGCGGGAAGCAACAAAUCUAUUGAGAAGCGAUAUGCGAUUUGAAAAUGACAAGGAACUAGGGAUAACUGCCGAUUCCACUGCUUGCCAAGAAGAUGCGCCAUAUGUUGAUCGCUUCUAUAAGACACUAUUCUCUUUAGUGAGAUGUGGACGCUUGGAUGAGGCCGAUCAACUAUGUGAUCAAGUCGGCGAAUCGACGUGGGGUGGCCUUUUAACAUCACGCAUGGUCAAUCGUAAUCCCGAUUAUACACCAACCGACAUUAAACGGGCAAAUUUGAUGUGGCAAAAUCGACGAAAACACUUCAAGCAGUAUUUGACCAAUGUCUGGGAUCAGUUCGAAACAGCAAAAGUGCCGCGGGCUGAGACUUGUUUGUUUGCAACGCUAAUUGGACGAACGCAUCCCUUGAUUGAUUUUGCUUCAACAAUUGAAGAUAAAAUUUGGUGCGUUUCAAAUGCGGCUGUGGAAUACAUGUUGGAUAGGAGAAUGGGAUUGAGUGUUAAUGAUGCAACUUCUACAGAAGAGUUGCCGACCACCAUUGAACAACUCGAGGAAAUGAUCAAACUGAAGAAAGACCCAUCUCCCUAUAUGCACGUUUACUUUUAUGUGCUGAAGAAUCAAAUAUCGGAAUGUGUCACGUUUAUGGCUAAUUGGCUCGAGCAACAGGGAGAUCGGGUCGCCGAUCACAUUGUACGUUUCAUGGCCAAUCUUUUGAUCAUUUGGAAGCAACAAAGUGUUCCACAUAACAUUACAUUUGCCGAUCAAAUUCUGAAAGCUUUUGUUGUCAAAUUGGGAAAGAUCAAUAUGCCAACUUUAAUGCCCUUCUACUUGUCUUUUUACUCUGAUUCAAAAGCGAUGCUUCAACAAUUGAUGUCAGCCAUGGAUGGUAUAAACGAUGAAACGGAAAAGGCUGAAUUUCUGGAAAAUGCGCACGAAUCGGGGAUUUCAAUUUCAGAGCUGUUGCUGAACUACGCUUUUUCGAAAAUUGACGAUCUUCGCAAGAAGGAAAAGGAUGAAAUCACGCAAGCCGAAUACAAUAAUACGAUCAAUGCCUGGAAAUGGAUUCUUCUGAGUGGUGAUGAAACGAUUACCGAAGCUCUUCAUAGCACCAAUGCUCUGAUUCGAGUACUGUUAAAAUGCGAUCAAGAGGAUUUGGCAGUAUUGGUCCUAGAAAUUGUGCUAAGCGCUGGAGAUGGAAUUCCAUUGGGUGAUCGAGUGGAACAUCGAGGAAUUCAUGGACCAGCUAUUAAACAAGCUAUAGAAGAGUACAGAAAUCAUGCCAUGUACCUGGCUAGCGUAAAACUGUGGUUAGAUUGGAAUGUUGAGCGAAAUCGAGUCCUUCAAUCCGAUGCAGCUAUCAAAUUUCAAGAUGCUGCCCAAGAUGCCACAAUACGCAUGGGAAUCACGAUAAAUAGACUGACCGAGAUGAGACGAAAGGACUGUGAACUUUUGAGGGAAAGUGUGCGGCUUGAAUCGAUUCAACAGGAAGUUGUCAGAGUAUCGUUCGACUUUCUGCAGGAAAAGGGGUGGAGAGAUGUGCAAUCAGUUGAAGUCGAACAUGAACUACUCGCAAAAGAACAACAAAUUCGACCCGAUGAAUUGGCUGAGCUCCGAGCGAUGUACUAUGCCUCAACAGCAAUUCUACUUUGUUCUGCUUUCGAGUUAAUUUCUGAAGUGAAUGGAUCCAUCGAGUUGGCCAAACUACUCAUCGAUGAAUCGCUUAAUAUGCAUGCGGAUAUCAAGAAGGAAACGUUGAGGAGUCUACUGAAGAAAUUGCAACGAUUGGCGGGAAUGGCUUUAACGACAGAA
Molecule: messenger RNA, 2316 nt
Organism: Mesorhabditis belari
Lineage: Eukaryota; Metazoa; Nematoda; Chromadorea; Rhabditida; Rhabditidae
Source: the annotation of a GenBank genome assembly